This is a messenger RNA of Plasmodium inui San Antonio 1, 576 nucleotides long. RefSeq lists its product as hypothetical. The record is from RefSeq and is a predicted model, not a curated record. Bases 1 to 576 code for a protein of 191 amino acids. Lineage: Eukaryota; Apicomplexa; Aconoidasida; Haemosporida; Plasmodiidae. The transcript is spliced from 2 exons.
AUGAACAUAAUGACUAGGUUCAUGAAUAUAGCUAUGCAGAAUAUUCUAACCAGCAUGGCUAUUAUGUUCUCGGAUUAUAUUAAGAAAUUCAGGGGCUAUAAGAUAGCUUCCGGGAACUCAACUAUAAUGCAGAAGAGUUGGACGUUUUCCCUGAGGUGGGGGUGCUCCUUCAUCUGUUUGAUGAUAACUCCUCAGAAUCUAGCAUCCAGCAAUUUGUUUUUAUUUGAGCGGAUUGAUAUUCCACUGUUGAAGUUCAUUGUUGUCUCAUUACCAGCGAUGAGACUCAUUACGCAGUAUCCCUAUAAAAUGUAUUCGUAUAUUAAAUAUUUUAUUCAUUAUUGUAAAAUCCGAUCUGAGGACGAAGUCGAAUAUAGAUUUUCCUAUGAGAUCAUAAUCACAGCUGACAACUUAGACAAUGACAUAAUAGACAUGACUGAAUAUAUUCAUCUGCUGACUAUUUAUUUUAACAGGGGCAUGUUGUCUUCCUAUGGUCCAUUCCCAUCACUAUGCAGCAAACCUCAUGUGAACAAUGAAGGAGUGAACACACUGGAUAAUAUAAAGCCUACCAUCACUUAA